This is a messenger RNA of Camellia sinensis, 723 nucleotides long. The record is from RefSeq and is a predicted model, not a curated record. Lineage: Eukaryota; Viridiplantae; Streptophyta; Magnoliopsida; Ericales; Theaceae.
AUGUUUGUUCUAGGGUUUGGCUUUGAUUUGCUAACCAAGGACUAUAAGGUAGUUAGAAUUUCUCACUUUGAGAGGCGAAAAAAUGCAAUUCCUCUUCCUAAAGUUGAGGCUUACUCGUUUAAAACUGGUUCUUGGAAAGCCCUGACUUGUGGUGUUCCUUCAUAUAAUAUGGUUGAGUAUUUCUGGGAACAUGUUUUUCUAAAUGGUUUUGCACAUUGGAUUGCAUACAAGCGAGUUGGGGAUGGUAAAUUCCAUAAUGUGAUUUUAUCAUUUGGUUUUGGUGAUGAAUUGUUCCAUGAGAUUGAGCUCCCAGAAACAGUGGCUCCUAGUUUCCCGUUGCAUUUGGGAGUUCAUUUAGUUGGGACUAUGAUCGCGGGAGGUUUAACAUUGGUGUUUGGCUUUAGGGAGAGUGGCGAAUUGCUUAUAGGGACUAGAGGUGGAGAUAUGGUUUCGUAUCAGCCUGAGAGCAAUUGCAUUGAGAAACAUGGAUUGCGUGGGGUCAAAGGCUCAUUUUAUGCCAGUCCCUAUGUGGAAAGCCUUGUUUUGUUUGAUGGAUCAAAUGGGGACUUGCAAGGGCAAGUGAACACUGAUCCUGUUUUGCCGAAAGUUACAAAUGAGGAAGAAGUAGAUGAGAGCACACUCGAAAUAGCCUUGAAGGGGAAUUUUCUUUUUGCAGCUUCUUAUAUGACUAGUAGCCUGUUGGAGUUCCUACUUCAGAAUUAG